Fraxinus pennsylvanica is the source of this 723-nucleotide messenger RNA. The record is from the annotation of a GenBank genome assembly. NCBI's taxonomy places the organism in Eukaryota, Viridiplantae, Streptophyta, Magnoliopsida, Lamiales, Oleaceae.
AUGAAGAUCCAGUGUGAUGUGUGUGAGAAAGCUCAAGCAACUGUGAUAUGCUGCGCGGAUGAGGCGGCUUUGUGCGCGGAAUGUGAUAUUGAAGUGCAUGCUGCUAACAAACUUGCAAGCAAACACCAAAGGCUGCUUCUUGAAUGUCCCUCCAACAAGCUCCCUCCAUGUGAUAUAUGCCAAACGAAGACAGCUUUCAUUUUCUGUGUUGAAGACAGAGCACUCUUUUGCAAGGAUUGUGAUGAGCCUAUCCAUUCGGCCAAUAGCCAUGCUGCUAAUCACCAGCGAUUUUUAGCCACCGGAAUUCGAGUAGCUUUGAGCUCUAGUUGCAAUAAGGACACAAUGAAAGACCAUGUGGUGCCAAUGCCGCCCAAGCAGAAUUCACAACAGAUUACUACGAGAAUACCCGCGCAGCAUGUAAGUGGUAUCACAUCACCAGCUUGGCCUGUUGAUGAGUUACUACAGUUUUCAGAUUAUGAAUCCUCCAAUAAGAAGGAUCAACUUGAGUUUGGUGAGCUUGAGUGGUUUUCAGACAUUGGUCUGUUUGGCGAACAACUGUCUUCGGAGGCUUUAGCAGCGGAAGUACCUCAGCUACCAGUGUCUCAGCCAAGUAACUCGGCUUCUUAUAGGCCAGCCAAAUUUUACAUGCCUCACAAGAAAUCUAGAAUUGAAAUUCUAGACGAUAAUGAGGAGGGGUAUUUCACCGUUCCUGAUCUUGGAUGA